UGGAAAGCACGCUGUGAGCUUAUGAUUUCUAAUCAGGAUCCAAGCUCGUCAUGGAAGCGCAGUUUACCCCACUUCAUCGCAGUACAAAUCUCACUGAGACCCUGAGGAUUGUUAACAACUGCAUCAAACCUAUCAACAUCGUAACCUGCCAUCAUGUCGCAAGAAUCAGACAUCGUCCUCUACACAACACAGACACCUAACGGCAUCAAAAUUUCGAUCACACUAGAAGAGCUUGGUCUACCCUACAAGGUCGAGAAGGUUGACAUCCAGAAAAACAUCCAGAAGGAGGACUGGUUUUUAUCUAUAAAUCCUAAUGGCCGUAUUCCAGCAUUGACCGACAAGUUCAGUGAUGGCCAGACAAUCAACUUGUUCGAAUCUGGAAGCAUCAUGCUGUACCUGGUUGAGCGCUAUGACACCGAGUACAAGAUUUCCCAUCCGAAGGGUAGCCGAGAGUGGUAUGAGAUGAACAACUGGCUAUUUUUCCAGAAUGCGGGUGUGGGACCUAUGCAGGGUCAAGCCAACCAUUUCAGCCGCUAUGCUCCCGAGCAUAUCGAGUAUGGAGUCAAUCGAUACGUGAAUGAGACGCGCCGCUUAUACUCUGUGCUCGACAAGCACCUUGCAUCCGACAAGCGACCAUACCUCACGGGCAACAAGUGCACUAUCGCUGGUAGGUUUCUUUAUCCUUGUCUAUCCAUGACUCCUUUGCACAACUCUACAUCCACCAGGUCCUACUACUGCUUCGCCACAUCUUCGCGUUCAUUCAUACUAAUAGCCAGCAAGAUAUUGCCCAUUGGGGUUGGGUCGCAGCGGCGGGCUGGGCGGGUGUUGAGAUCGAUAACUUUCCCAACCUCAAAGCAUGGGAGGAGCGCAUGGCCGAGCGAUCCGGCGUCGAGAAGGGGCGCCAUGUACCCGAUCCGCACAAGAUCAAAGAGCUGCUUAAGGACAAGGCCAAGAUGGAAAAGCAGGCCGCAGAGGCUCGCGAGUGGGUGCAGGCUGGCAUGAAGGCUGAUGCCGAGAAGUCCGGCAA
Molecule: messenger RNA, 1027 nt
Organism: Boeremia exigua
Lineage: Eukaryota; Fungi; Ascomycota; Dothideomycetes; Pleosporales; Didymellaceae
Exons: 3
Coding region: 154-1002 (282 amino acids)
Source: RefSeq, a predicted model, not a curated record